CAGCAAUAUUUUUUUCGAUUUUUUUUCGUUGAACCAAAAAGAAAAGUGCAAGCGCAGUGCGGCGUGCUAAUUUUGUAUUGCGUGCAAAAUUGUUGCAAAAAGGAGUUCAUAGCGCACACAUAGCUCUUGAAUCAUCGACUAAACGCAUAAAUCAGUGCAAAUAUUAAUAAAUAGCGACCAAGAAGCUAAACAAAUACCAGUCAAGCACCAGCAACAGCAGCAGCUACAACAAAACAAAAAAAAUCCAAAACAGCAAAAAUGUCUGAUCGCAAAGCUGUCAUUAAGAAUGCUGAUAUGAGCGAGGAGAUGCAGCAGGAUGCUGUGGAUUGUGCGACACAAGCAUUGGAGAAAUACAACAUUGAAAAGGAUAUUGCAGCCUACAUCAAGAAGGAGUUUGACAAAAAAUACAACCCAACAUGGCAUUGCAUUGUGGGUCGCAACUUCGGCUCGUAUGUCACACACGAGACACGCCACUUUAUUUAUUUCUAUUUGGGCCAGGUGGCCAUUUUAUUGUUUAAGAGCGGUUAAAGUAUUGUCGAGUCGGAUGAAGUGGUGGUAAGGAGGU
This is a messenger RNA of Scaptodrosophila lebanonensis, 565 nucleotides long. RefSeq names its product dynein light chain 1, cytoplasmic. Gene Ontology annotation, biological process: microtubule-based process; cilium assembly. Bases 259 to 528 code for a protein of 89 amino acids. The record is from RefSeq and is a predicted model, not a curated record. Gene Ontology annotation, molecular function: dynein light intermediate chain binding; dynein intermediate chain binding. The transcript has 3 exons. Lineage: Eukaryota; Metazoa; Arthropoda; Insecta; Diptera; Drosophilidae. Gene Ontology annotation, cellular component: cytoplasmic dynein complex.